Molecule: messenger RNA, 396 nt
Organism: Helianthus annuus (common sunflower)
Lineage: Eukaryota; Viridiplantae; Streptophyta; Magnoliopsida; Asterales; Asteraceae
Exons: 1
Coding region: 1-396 (131 amino acids)
Source: RefSeq, a predicted model, not a curated record
AUGGUAAUCAAGCGUGGCAAGAUCGCGGGAAAAGCCCUACACAACCUCAUGGUCCACAACAACCGCAAGCGGUCCGCCUUCCAACCGCCACCAAACGACCACUACGAGUUUAGCUGCACCAACAGCCCGGUGUACCCGCUCUCUCUCUUCACCAACAAAGACAAAGACCAUGAUGAAAUAUUUGUUGACCCGACGGUUAUAAAGGCGCUAGAGAUGUUGACUAGCGCCGCAGCUUCACCCGCGGUUUGCGGGUUUGGGAAAAGUCAGGUGGUUAGGCAGUUGAGGAUAACGGACUCUCCAUUUCCGUUAUGUAAUGAUGAGGAGGAUAGUUAUGUGGAUGAGGCUGCUGAAGAGUUUAUUAUUAAUUUUUAUGAUGUUUUGAGACGGCAAAGUUAA